AUGACUUCCAACAUCCUCGGCAUCAUAGACUGGGAAUUCACAAGCACAAUCCCACUCCAAUUGUUCACACCGCCGCCGUGGGUUACCGGUCACGACCCCGAUACACUGCGGGCUAUGCGUGGACUUGUGCGUGGCCCCUUUCGUGAUGAGAUUUUUGCCGAGUUCCGCGACGUUCUGCAAAAUAAGCGCGAAACAUGCAGUAUUUCGGAAAAGUUAUGGCACGAGUGGGGAUAUCAACAGGGACAGGCUGGACAAGAAGAGACCCCCAUUCAAAGACUCCCAACUAUUGCCCAGAUAUUACGUCACCCUUCCAGUCUCAUGGGCGUAUAUUGUUCGUCUCUCUUCCACAUACUUUUCGGGCCGCUUGCGAAAAGAGAUGAAGAGAUUGGCAAGUUUUUUGACCAUCCAGACAAUGUGAGUCUCGUGAAGCAGGUUGAGCUUCAAAUUGAGAAAUCCAAGCGCUAUACGCAAUAUCUAGAAGACAGAGGCCUUCUUGUUGAGGACGUCCAGAGUCAGCAAAUUCGGGAGUAUCUUGCCAAUACUAAACAUUUACUUACUCCAUAG
This is a messenger RNA of Metarhizium brunneum ARSEF 3297, 564 nucleotides long. RefSeq lists its product as uncharacterized. NCBI's taxonomy places the organism in Eukaryota, Fungi, Ascomycota, Sordariomycetes, Hypocreales, Clavicipitaceae. The record is from RefSeq and is a predicted model, not a curated record.